Messenger RNA from Linum trigynum, 8205 nucleotides. The record is from the annotation of a GenBank genome assembly. Lineage: Eukaryota; Viridiplantae; Streptophyta; Magnoliopsida; Malpighiales; Linaceae.
CACCGCAACCGCUAUUCCUCUUUGUUUUCUCGUUUUCUUUGAUUUUUGAAAUUUUCUUUAAUCCAAGUAAGUAACCAUGAUCUUUGGAUGAAUUUUGAUGUCGAUUGAGGAUUUCAAAGUUUAAAAUUGCAUGAGAUUAGUUGGAGAAUCCUUUGAAAUGUUUUGACGUCUACUAGGCACAAUCGAUGUUUAUAAAUGAAUGAUGAUUGCUUAUAUGCUUAGAAAUAAGAUUGCAUGGUUCUUAUGAUGAUUUUGCACGUAUGUUUUCUUGGAUGGAUUGAUGAACUUUAGUAUAGGCCAUGCCAAAAUUUUCAAAAUUUUAACAUAGCACAUUUUAAAUUGAACUUUAAACGAUAAAAAUAUAUGAUACAUUUUCGAAAAUAUUUGUAGAUGUUUUUAUUUUGUAAUUACAAUGGGAGUGGUACAUUGUUAGUUUCAAGUUCAUUACUAUGUUGGAUCGUAUGCAUGUCAUUUUACUUGUGUCAACUUAUUGAACUUUGCCUAAUCUUAUAACUUGGAGCUUUCAAAGAUUUAAAAGUUUACAAUAGAUGUGUUUCAUGAUACUUCUACAUUUCGAUCUAGAAUACUUCCCAUCUUUUAUGAGCUUUCAUGAUGAAUGAAGUAUAUGGAGUACAUUCUUGUAAAUACACACUUGAGAAUUUAUAUGAUUAGCUUAUAAAAGAAGCCAUGCUUUUAAAGUGUGGGGUUAUCCCUUAUGAUAUAUACUAAUUUAGCUUAUGUUACCUAUGAAAAUGUCAAGCUCUUUCGCAUGGUUAGGACGCAUAAAAAGAAGAAAGGAGAAGAUGGCACUUUUUCAUCAAGAGGUCGAGGCUAUAGCACCACGAUAGUCUGCAAGACUCAAUAGGAGGGAUCCGGAAAGCGUGUUUGAGGAUGAGGAUUCUUCGAGUGAGUCGAGUUCAAACUACUCUUUGCUAGAAGAUUCUCCGGUCACACCACCGGAAGUCUAUCUAUGGAUAGUGGGAGAUCAAGGAGCAGGAGUUGAUAGCUGCCAUCGAAAUCCGAGUUGAUAGCAAACUGAUAGUAGCUUGGAGAUUCGAGAGGACACACCGGAGGCUCCCCUGCAUACUUUCUUCAAGUUUACCCGCGGGAGUCCUAGUGCCAUGAAGAUAGCAAGAUGGGAUGAAGUGCAUGUAUAUCAAUAAGGAUAUCUGAUUGAUUCAAUCCGUGCAAGUCAUUGUCAAUAGUUAGCACGUCUCAAUAACCACCCCAUCCUAGGCCAAGUUUAAUCUAUAGUGGCGUUGUCAUAUCGUGACAAUCAAGGUCAUAUUCACACGAGGCUAGGUACCCUAGACUACUUCCCAUGUUGUUGUUAUCUAACCGAUCAGUUUAAGGGUUUUUGAUGGAGGAUUUAAGCAGAAUAAUGGUAAAGAGAACAAGUAAGGAUAAAAGCAGAUACUUUGGGGAACUAUCCCUCACCCUAGCCUAGGUCUACUAUGCAAUUUCUAGAUAAAUAGGGUAUGUCGAAUGUGGUGAGUGAGCUCUUUUCCAUGGGUUUUCGUGGUUAUCCACACACCUUCGAGUACGCCUCCCCUAAACCCAUGUCAGUCACCUCGAUCUAGGUUAUCAUAUAUGGGGCAUUAAGCACAUAGCUCCUUUUAAUGGUACUAGCCACCGUCCAUACCGAGGUUUUAUCCCGGGUUCUAUCUAGGAAGGCAUUCGUAUAGCAGGAGCACGGUCGCCUCAUCCACCAUAGGAUCCUAUUCAUACAUCUAACCUCAAUUUUCUUGAUGGCGCAUGACUGUCUAACCCUAAAACUCCAUACCCAGCGUAGAAGCUCAAGUAGGCUCGUAGAGAAGAUUAGUGCAACAUACCCAAACACAAUCAAAGCUAGAGAAACCAUGAAAUCAAAUGGAUAAACACAUUCAUUCAUUGUAGCCCUAAAACAUCCAUUCAUUAAUAGUAACCUUAGAACUAGGGUUUGGGGUUUAGAACCCCUAGUACCUUUGAGGACUACUCCAUAAAGGAGGGAAGAAGAUACAUAGAAGAAAUUGGCGAAGACUUGAUGUUGGGGAAGAUGGAUCCUCUCUUCUAACUCCUACUCCUUCUCCUCUUCACCUUCCUUCAAAUUUUAUCUCUUCUUUCUCUCUCUUAACAGGAAUUUUAUAUCAAAAUUAGCUCUCUUCAAUGGGUGAAGGGGGUCUUCAUUUUAUAGGCUUUAGAGGACAUAGAAGUUCGCGACCGGAUAGCAUGAAGAUCGCCUUGAGGUUGUGAUCUUCUAACGCUAGGGUUUCGACCUUCGGGGACGAGGAAUUCGCGGGCUGACUUCUCAGUUGCAAUCCGUUAAGUGCGGCUGCGAACUUCCUCGCGGCCAAAAUGAAUUGUGGCCGUGAACGGAUUGGAGAAACUCUCAGUUUCUCAUCGCUGGCUUCUUCACGAAGUUGACUCCCUCAUCCUCUAAGAUCGCAGUCAUGAUCUUUUCCUUGAGAUUGUCGUCUUUGUUCUCGGCCGUGAUCUCCACCUAUAGGCUACGGUCAUCAGCAUUCUACCCCUUUUUCUACACUUGUGUCCUUUUUCAUACCUAAUUCGCAUGUAUUGUCUAAAGCACCCUAAAUCACAUCAUAAUCGAAUAGGAAGGAAAUAUGGAUGCAAUCGAUGAUAUUCAAAUGAUUAUGGACAUGAAUUGAUACGAAAUAAAACUCAAAGUGAAGGGUAAAUAACACCAAUUUAGGUGUUAUCAAACUCCCCCACACUUAGGCGUUUGCUUGUCCCCAAGCAAACCUAUUCAAACCAAUACAACUUGAUUAAAAAAAAUUAAGGUGGGAUGCACUCUUGUUCUUCAUUUCAUAAAGAAGAGUAUACGGAGACGAGAAAACGUUACUAUCAUCUUACUGUGCACGCACAAACUCUUGGGUGAGGACCAUACUUACUACCUUAGGCUAAACAUUUAAGAUGUGCACCGAGGGAUUUCUCAAAUAUCAAAUAAGCACGAGACCUCUUGGGGGUUCUCUUUAUUCUUUCUUUCGUUUUCAGAGUUUUCUUUUAUUGGUCUCUUUUUUCUACGUUGACGUGCAUUGCACCAAUAUUUUGCAAGUUUUCUUGCAAGCAAGCAUCUCUCUCUCAAAACCAAGAGCCGAUGGAUCAUUGCCUUCCCUUUCAAAGUCACAUGUGGGGAAGUUGAUGGGCGGAUUUGUCUUAGCCCGAGCACCACUUCCCAGCGUGCACUCCACAUUGGGUUGCCACACAUGUUGGGUACAAACGAGAGCUUUGAGGUCUCAUGAAUCACUAAAAAGUACUUUGUCAUACUAUUCCAUGAGGAGGAAAGAUGUUUGGUGGAUGGUAAGUAGUAAAAGAUGGUCCAGACGCGGUAAAGCUAUAUAAUCCACAAACAUAUCCUCAAAGGGCACUCCGAACGUUGAGGGUUGGUUGCCUCUCACGUAAGAGCCUCUUUUCGAAAGAUUUUUUAUUAAAAAAAAGAUAGAGAAUCCCACACACAUGUUCUUCCUAAAAUAGCAGACAUUAUCAACUCACCAAAGAGGAAGAAGAGAGUAAAAUCCCUCAUACAUUGGUACUCUAAUCAUGCAACUACUCCCUAGAUAGGACAACACAUCAAUCAUCUAUCAAUUAAAAGCAUAUCGAGUAGGAAAUUUCAUGGAACAGAGUGUUUUGGAACCUUCAAAUUUAAAAUAAAUUGGGUGAUGCAUUCAAGGUUCCAAAACACUAUCAUAAUCAUUUGGCCAACCAACACCGCAAACACACACAAUCGCUAGCAUACACUCCCAUAAGCAUUCAUCAAUGUCUUACGUUCAUAAACAAGGGAUGAUACUAGCAAUCCAUGGCGUAAUCAAUCAUGACAAUCAUUCAAACAUUCAAACACAUUCCCCCCCUCCCCCCCCCCCCCCCCCCCCCCCCCACACACACACACUUGAGCAACACAUUGUCCUCAAUGUGGGAGUUUAAAAAGAGAAGAUCAUGAAGGUUAGCAUAGGUUGGAUUGUGGGUUGGUGAAGCUACACAAGUGUAGGUCUUUGUCUUCCUGGUGGUUUUCACAAUGAUAAAUCACAUAAGAAAGAGCGGAAGACGAUUAAGCGUUAUAGGUACGAUAAGUAGAUAAUAUAAGUACAAUUACUACUACUAGUAGUACUAGUAUAUUUAAAGUACGGGAAAUUAAUGAAAGUAAAGGAAUAAUUAAACAUUGUUUAAAAUUAAAAGAAAGAUAAGCAAAGAAAAAGAAAAGAUAGAACUUAGGCCCUGUAUGCCUAGUACUCAAUCCUCCUCUGAGGUUCCUUCUUCUUCUUCUUCUUGAAAUGAUGAAAGUGGAGGGGAGAAAGCAAGUUGGGGCGAUACAUCGUCAAUCGGAAAAUCCAUCUUCUUUAUUAUAGCAUGGAUGCACACCAUGAUGUGGAUUCGCGCUUCCUUCUCCCUCAUUUGAUUGUGAAAGAUCGUCGCUAUCAUUGCUUCGACUCGGUAGUCACUUGCAUUGUUUAACGGCAGGGGUACCAGAUGAGAAGUGGAUGUAGGUGCAUCUUCUCCCUCGCACAUGCUUCCCACUUGUUCCUCCUCGUUGACUAGUCCUCAUCAUCCUCUUACUGCAUAGCUUCCGAAAGAAGGAACACAAUACCCUCCAUGUCCUACGUAUUAGUAGUUGGAAAUGGAAAUCCCCGUACUCCCCAAAUGCCAUAGUCAUUCAUUUGCACCACUUUGAUUCUCGACUUCAAGACGACAAAGGAUAAAGGAGUGGUCCAACUAUCCAACCGAAAUCGCACAGCCCCGAAGUCGACUUGAAAAUAAUUAGCAAGACGGGUGAAAAAAACUCCUCCAUGAAGGGCAGUGAGCCUAUGAUAUGUUCCAUAAUGCUUGAAGAUUGACAAUAUGGCCAAACAUAGGUGAAGAGAAUAGGGUAGCUGCAUGGUUUGGAAGAAAGUGACGUCUCUGGCAGCCAAAUUGCCAUUGUUUCGUUCUUUCCACCCACGGACCUAGCAAUUACAUGGUGGAUGAGUCGCCACUCCGGUUCCACCUCACAAGCCUUUGGUAUCUUGACAUCCCACGAUCGACUAUCGGAUUUCUUAACUUCAGAUUAAUAGAAGGACUUAAAACAUGGAAAGUCGGAUUCCCUUGUCAAGGUGACAAACGCGUCCGGUGAGUCAAUGAAAUUCGUCGGCUAAAUAUCCAUAGCUCUUGUAAAUUCUCGAAUUGACAGCUGACGAUGCUCUCCUUAGUUGGAAUUUGAUGUUGUCUUGAAGGUCGGCGGCACCUAUGAUAUCUUGAAUGGUAAUAGUGCGAAUGAACUCAAUAACAAGUACCCGGUAGAUGCUUUCUUGAAUAGAUAACAAUUUAAACCACUCCAACUUCUGAAUCCUGGAUCGGAUCGCAUCCUCGAUCCCAAGUUGUGCGAAGAGUAUCCAGUUGAAACAUGUACUCUCGCCUAGAGGAAGUCCUUGAAGCCACAAAAUUUUGCUCUAAAAUUUCUCAGGGACAUUGUCCAAAUUGUAGUGAGAGAUAUGCUCUAUGUCGCCUUCAACAUUGGCUUCAUCAUCUUGAUGUAUUUCCCUUGGUAGAUGGGGAGAGAGUGAUGGUGGAUGUGGUUCUUCAACAUCUACUUCCUUUUACCUUGAUCUACUUUUCUUCUUCUGAUUGUCUUAGCGAGGAUGACAAAUUCGAGAACGCUCAAUAUUAGAAGAACUUUCUCCGUGUGCCAUUUCCUUCGUCUUAUAAAUUAUCCUUCAAAACAAGUAGUACAAAAUGCAAAACCAUAAAUCCAAACAUCACAUAUCAUAGAAAGGAUUGUUCAAAGAACUCUCCAUAACUCUCUAAGAUUUCCCCCACACUUGAGUGAGAUUAAGUCAUGCACAAAAGAGAGUACUUAGAUGAAGAUGCAUCUCAAUGACAAAGAAAUAUGCUAAGGUAUCCCCAAUCACACACGAUCAAGUAAACAAUAGUUAACAAGUGUGUGAAAAUUGAUGCUCAAUGAGUAGGAUUGAAGAAAAUGAGAACUAUGUAGUUGAGGACUUUCUUCGAACACUUGGUGGGCGGUCUUUGAAAACUCAAGAAAUGCAUUGAAAUAGCCCAUCAAGGUCUCCCAAAAUGCAUAGCAUGAACAUUAAAGCGAUGAAAACAAUCCUAGAGGAUCAAAACGUCAUGAAAAGAUGUAGAUGAGUAUUUCAAGCCCUCACAACAUUCAACCCAUGGUUAGCAAAACAAGGUAAUUAAAUUAUGGGGAAAUGAAAAAGAGUACCUUAUCUUGCUAGGAGACAUGUUGGAAAACAGGGUAAAAUACCUCGUGUACCACUAAAGUAUGAGAAUUGGAAGAGCUAUAACACUUAAAAAACUAAUAGGGCAUCACAUGCCACUGAACUCCAUUAUAUGUGCAUCCGGGGGAUUUUUCCAGAAAUAGCACCUUUAAAAAAAAAUACAAAAAUAGCACACAGUCCAUAGAAAUUACAAAAAUAGCACCCAUUUUUAAAACCCGCACCUUAGAGGUGCGGUUUGAUUGUGAACCGCACCCCCAGGUGCGGUUUACCAUUCUAUGCCAAAACCGCAUCUUGGCCAUGCAGUUUCUGUGUCUGAACUAACCAAACCGCAUGGCCUAGAUGCGGUCUUGUGCUGACCUAGCAAAACCACACUUUGGGGAUGCGGUUUUGCUUCUCCAAAACAAACCGCACCCUCAAAGUGCGAUUUUGGCAACACAAACCGCACCCCCCCCCCCCCCCAAUGCAGUUUGUGUGUCAAUUAUUUUCCGACACCAAACAUAUAGCCAUGCAGAUUGACAGACGUGGGGGCUGCAUGGCAGAUGAAAACCGCACCUCUAAGGUGCGGUUUUCAUUGAUGAUUUUGCCUAUAAAUGACAGUCCGGGAAACCUCUUCUCUUCUCUUCACACCUCUCCUUCUCCCUUGUCAAUUUUCUACUAUAGCUCCCUACUUCUCUAUUGUUUUUGCGGUUAACGUUAACUCAUAAGUUUAUUUUGUAUUACUUUUUGUUGUGAAUUGUGAAUUGUGAUUUUUAUGAUAUUAGUUGAACUACUGUUUUUUGCAGAUGGCAUUCCAAAAGUUCACGAUUGGGUUACGCUGGAUGGUUACACGGAAGAGAGCGGAAAGGGGGUCACCUACGUCGAUGGCAAUUUUCAGAAAUUAAAGGUCGCUACCAGACCGAUAUUUAAAGAUCUCUAUCAAAUGUGUACUAACCUUACUUGCAUGGAUGGCACGAGAAGAGUUGAUCGUAUGGUGUACCGAUAUCCAAACAGAGAAGGCGGGUCGUUGUGGCACGAGGAAUAUCUCAUAAACACUCAGGAUGAAGUAGAUGCCAUGCUCGAAUUCUUGAGUUCCUCAACAAUCUUUCCAAAGCCGAGAUGUUCGUUUACACCAAGCCGGUUGUAGGCGUUGGAGGUCAUUCUGGAGACGGUCAAACAUCUACUAUCCAUGGUGGAGGUGAAUUAUAUGGAGAUCAUCUCUACCAAAGUUACCAUGAUCCUCAUUCCUAUUUUCAGUACCAAGAGCAAGGUGAAGGUCAUCAUCAAUCUUUCCCGUCAUAUGAAGAAGAAGUUCAACCGGACCAUGCCAACCAACCCCAGUACAACUUCCAAUCAGGCAGCGGUAGUUUUCACAACUACCAUUAUGGAGCUGAUGAUGGUGCCUUUCAUGAGAUGGAUCAGAUGGAAGAUUCCCUGCCAGCACCAGUCAGUAACCCCUCCGAUGAAGAAGGAGAGAACAACGUUAGUGCAGACAGCUCCGACCCUCCUGAAGGUGCUGAUGAUUCAGGACCAGAGUCAGACUCAGAUAAUGAUUUAAAGAUAUACAUACAUAUUCAUGUAACACCCUAACCCGGCCGGGUACUACUUUUACCAAAAUACCCUUGAUAAACCUUGAAUUAAAAUAAGAACUGAAAAUACUUAGAAAAAAAUAGCGGAAAUAUUUCAUAAAUAACUUUAAUAAAUACCGAAAACAACUGUCAUUACUUAAACACAAAGCCUGACACUUGGGCAAACUCAAACUUUAAAGUCUCUAAUGCUACUGCUUCCUGAAAGCCUUGACGAGACAUCCUCUGUAGCGCUUGUACUACCCUCCUCUAGCUGGCUGCCCUCAAACUGCUCCUCUCGAACUCGCUGCUCUCUACCUCCUGUUAGUCCUCUUCAAACUGGUGAGUGAGAUGGGGUCAGUCUACGCCCUUACGUUUAACAUCUUAUUAAAACUUGAUCACUUAAGUUAGUAGAAGUUGUUUCGUACUUCCACUAUUAAAGAUCUUAACUGUUA